Messenger RNA from Perognathus longimembris pacificus (Pacific pocket mouse), 1734 nucleotides. Its product is annotated as nuclear RNA export factor 2-like. Gene Ontology annotation, cellular component: nucleus; cytoplasm. The transcript is spliced from 18 exons. Bases 1 to 1734 code for a protein of 577 amino acids. Gene Ontology annotation, biological process: poly(A)+ mRNA export from nucleus. The record is from RefSeq and is a predicted model, not a curated record. Lineage: Eukaryota; Metazoa; Chordata; Mammalia; Rodentia; Heteromyidae. Gene Ontology annotation, molecular function: RNA binding; protein binding.
AUGGGACAGAACACGGUAAAAGGAGCGAUGCAGGAGUGGUUCAAGGUCAAGAUCCCCUGUGGGAGAAGAUAUGACAAGACAUGGCUAAUGAAUUCCAUCCAGAGCUAUUGCAGUGUGCCCUUUACCCCGGUUGAUUUCCACUAUGACAGAAGCUGGGCCCAAUUCUUUGUCGAGGGUACCAGUGUUGCCGACGCACUGAGGGACAUCUGCUACAAGAUCCGUGGUGAGAAGAGCCAAAAGGUAUCUAUCUUUGUCAGUCCUUCUUUUGUACCCUACUCGGUGCGGUACAAGUUUACAGAUGAACAACUAGAGCAGAUCAAGCUGACCAUGAAGAAACGCUAUGAUAUGGAAGAGCAAGCUCUGGACCUCCAGAAACUCCGCUUUGACCCAGAUUUGGUGGACCACGAUAUCGAGUUUGUCCUGAAUCGAAGACACUGCAUGGACAUUGCUGUGCAGAUCAUUCAGAACAGUUUCCCUGAGCUGUCAUACUUGAACUUGAGCAACAACAAACUCUAUCGGCUGGAUGCCCUGAGUGACAUUGCAGACAGUGGCCCUGACGUCAGGAUUCUGGACCUUUCCCGAAACCAGCUGAGGUCAGUCUUAGAGCUGAACAAGGUGAAAGGGCUGAAACUGGACGAGCUGUGGCUAGACGGGAACCCACUGUGCAGGAACUUCCGAGACCAGGCUGCUUAUCAAAGCUGUGCCCUCUGCGAGCCUGAGUUCCCUAGAUCGAGGAUCCAGAUUUGGGAAGCCCCCACUCCACCACCUUAUGUCUCCUAUGUUUUCUUCCAUUCUGUGCACAUCAUCGGCUCUGCCCCACCCCUGCCUCCUUCCCUCACCUCUUCAGCCUUGCCUCACCUGGCCUGGCUAGGCCAUGCCCUUCAGAAUGCUGGCCACCCAGUGGUGAAGCAGAGCAGUGCCCUGGCUUCUCCCGUGCUUCCCUUGUCCCUGCGGAGCCUUCUGUGUGGACUCAGAGGAGAGGAAGAAGAGGAGAUGACAGGGAACGGGGUGGACAUGGAGGCCCUGGAGCCUGAUGGCCACCAAUUUGACCCACCAGUUGCCCCUGGCACUGAUGCUCGCUGGUUGGUGAGCCCCAGCAGGCAAGCAGAUGAAGAAGAGGCGCUGAGGGAGAGACUCUUACAGUUCCUGAAGGAGUAUUACUCUGUCUUUGACAAUGGAGAUCGCCAGAAUCUCCUCGGUGCUUACCAUGAUGAGGCCUGCUUCUCUGUGUCUCUCCCUGCCAAUGCCAGUGGCCCAGGAGAGAGCUGCUUGAGCGAGUACUUCAAGCACAACAGGAAUUUGACCACUCUUAAGGAUCCCUGUGUGCAGAGGAAGCUGCUGAAAUAUGGGAGACAUGACAUUGUGGAAUCCCUCCGUUCCUUGCCCCAAACCCAGCAUGAUCUCAGUUCAUUUAUGAUGGACGUGUGUUACCACACGGAAAAGAUGCUCUGCUUCUCUGUCAGUGGGCUGUUCCGGGAAGAAGCAGGGGGAAAUUCAGAGAAUUGUAUCCGUGCCUUCACCCGGACCAUCAUUGCUAUUCCUGGCAGCGGAACAAAUCUGUGCAUCGUGAAUGACCAGCUGUUUGUGAGGGACACCACCUCUGAGGAGGUCUCAGGCACCUUCUCCUCUCUCGUGGCUCCCGAUGCGAGACCCACCCUCUCUCCAGUGCAAUGUGAAAUGGUGCAGUCAUUCUCCAUCCAGUCUGGGAUGAAACUCGAUUGGUCUGAGAAGUGA